UAUUGUUGCAGAUAUACAACAAAGGAGGUUAUGUAGUAGUAUAUAGUAGUAAUAGUAGUAGUUGUAUUAAAAAAAAAAUCCACCUCAGAGGCUCAAAGGUCACAAGAAGAAGAAGAGGAGGGCUUGUUUACCUUCUUCAGGCCGCACAAAUUUCCUUAUUUUCACCUUUUUUCACACGAUGGCGGAUUCUUCAGGCGGUAAAGGAGACCAAGACCACCUCAACCCCAUGCCGGAGGGAAGGGUGAAGGAGGCGCUGCUCAGGCUGUCCACCGAGGCGCAGGAGUUAUACCUAAACAGCCGCGUCCCCGUGCUGGCUGCUGCUCCCUUGCCACUCCCCUUCUUCCGUGAGUGGGUGGCCGCCAACAAGCCCGUGGUGGUGCAGGGCGUGACGAAGCGCUGGCCGGCCCUCACCAGGUGGACACACGACUAUCUCAGGGACAGACUCGGCCACAAGGAGGUCUCGGUAGCCGUCACCCCCAAUGGUUACGCCGAUGCGCCAUGUGAUGGAUUCUUUGUCAUGCCCGAAGAGCGCACGAUGAAGUUCGGACAGUUCCUCGACAUUAUGGAAAAUCCCGAAAGCCAGCCUGGGGUUUUCUACAUCCAGAAGCAAAACUCAAACUUCACAGAGGAGUUUUCUGAGAUCCUCGGUGAUGCUGCGACAGAGGUUCCCUGGUUCUCGGAGGCGCUCGGCAAGACGCCCGACGCUGUGAACUUCUGGAUGGGCGACGGCCGGGCGGUGACUUCAAUGCACAAGGACCACUACGAGAACAUCUACUGCGUCAUCUCCGGGUACAAAGACUUCAUCCUUCUCCCGCCCUCUGACGCUCCCUGGGUCCCCUACCGCCUCUACCCACCAGCCGCCUACCGCGAGACACACCCGGGAACCUUCACCAUCGAGCCAACCCACGGCGAGGAGGUGCCCUGGGUUUGCAUCGACCCCGUGACCCCUGACCUAGCGACCUACCCCCAGUAUGGUCAUGCGUCACCGGUGCACUGUAGGGUCCAUGCUGGGGAGGCGCUGUACCUGCCGUCGCUUUGGUACCAUCACGUGCGGCAGUCCCAUGGUUGCCUAGCGGUGAAUUUCUGGUACGAUAUGGAGUAUGACGUGAAGUAUAAUUACCAUAAGCUCCUGCAGUCCCUGUCGUGGGUGAGGGAACCUGGGGCUGAGUGUACAGAGGCUUAACCCGGUAGCAGCGGGGAUCAUGUUUCUUAAUGGUCUCUCUAAGCGAGAAAAAUGAGAAAAAAAUCAUCACUCACACAAACCAUUUCAUAAUAUAUAUCAAAGCAUUUGUGAUCAGUUUAUGUAUCAUCUAUUUUGGGGGGUUAAAUCAUGGCACAAAUUUGGCCCAUCACUGCUACACGGUAAAGCCACAAAUUUGGCCCGUCGCUGCUACACGGUAAAGCCACAAAUUUGGCCCGUGCUGCUACAUGGUAAAGCCACAAAUUUGGCCCGUCUCUGCUACACGGUAAAGCCACAAAUUUGGCCCGUCUCUGCUACACGGUAAAGCCACAAAUUUGGCCCGUCUCUGCUACACGGUAAAGCCACAAAUUUGGCCCGUCUCUGCUACACAGUAAAGCCACAAAUUUGGCCCGUCGCUGUUACUGGGUUAAAGGGCCCUCACACCAACACUGGUCACUUGUUUUCGCUAUGGUAUGGAAAACGUCAUGAAAUGCAACACCCAGAAGCUCCUGCAGUUGCUGUCGUGGGUGAGGGAACCUGGGGGCGAGUGUACUGAGGCUUAAAGGGCCGUCACACCGACACUGGUCCCCUACAAUACCAUAAGCUCCUGCAGCUGUUGUCAUGAGUGAGAACCUCUGGGUGAUUACACAAAGGCUAAAGGGCCCUCACACCGACAAUGGUCCCUUAGGCUCGCUUCACAUUGGGCACUGGGCAUUGGAGAAGCUGAGGCAAUGGACAGAUAUAGCUAGAAGUGCAUCAUCGACCAUCUAACCUCAUGAGAGAUUAUGGAAAAACCUGAUGAUGAUGAUGAUGGUGUUUUUUCCCACGUGUUAGAGUGUCAAGAAGGCACGUCUUCACAAGUAUAACAGUGUGUGUGGCAGUGUGCUGCUCAGUGCUGGAACAAUGCUUAGGUUAGAUCUGGAUGUUGUGAGCUGACUGAACUUUUUGAGAAAUGUGCUGAGGUGCUCGGGGCUGUGGCGACUUCUCACGUAAUUUCCCCUAGUCACUCUGAACUCUGUUAAGUGUAAAAUAAUAUUGUUACGCCAGGGGUGUUAUUGUGUGUGUGUGUGUGUGUGUAUGUGGGGGGACGCAGUAUUGUGAGCGAAGGGUUGAGGGGCGAGGGCAGCGCAGGUGUGUGUUGCGGAGGGGAGAGAGACUCCACGGAAGACAGAGUGGCUAGAGCAGUGGUUCUCAACUCUUUUCAGGUCACGGACCACCAACCCAAUAAAAGACAUGUCGUGGACCAUGAUUUUAGUUUGAAAUAUAUUUCUUCAAAACAAUUUCAAGAAAUUAUAUAAAAUAAUGGCCAAAUAACAUUUUAAUCUGAAAUAUAUUUCUUACAAACAUAAUUUCCUGGAAAUUUAUGCAUUUGUAUCUAUCAUUUUGACGUGAAAUUUAUUUAUAAUAAGCAGGAUUUUGAAAUUAUGGAGGAAUAUACAAGUAAUCAAUACUAUCCUUCCAAAUUUGAUGAAUUAUUUUCCUUGCAAGCAGACUUUUGGAUUCUCUUCUCACUGCCAAGCUUGUCAGCGUUGGGACACAGGACGAAUAAUACAGCCAAUCAGCUCAGCAGCUUGGUGACUACUAGCUGCAGCACUUUGCGACAGUGUGACGUGUAGCCGCGCGGCAGCUGAAAGGAAUCAGCGAGAUGGCUCGUUACUUCUACUCGUACAGGAAGUCAUGGAUAUUCGUUUUAUAAUAGAUUAAAUUUAGAAACUGAAAGUGACUCGAAGUGCUACUUAGCAGUUAGCAGCUACAACUUAAAGGUUGCCAAUACAUUUCUUAAAUAAUAAUUUAAUAAAAUGAAUGGUCAAUUAUUUAUCUUGAUUAAAUCAUUCGCACUGAACUUUCAAUAUAAUUUGAAAUUUAGUACAUCCAUUUUCCAGUUUAUUACCAAAUACAGUGGACAUCCUGUGGACCACUCAAAAGUCACCAUCGACCACCAGUUGAGAACCACUGGGCUAGAGGGAGACACGUGCUCGUUGUGUGCUCGUAUUGCCUGCCUGUGCCGUGCCCCUUGCGCUUGGAUAACUGUACUGUGCCCAGUGGACUAGUGUAUGGUGGUUGGAGCCUGCUAUUAAAGCGAGGAACCCUG
This is a messenger RNA of Eriocheir sinensis (Chinese mitten crab), 3272 nucleotides long. RefSeq names its product bifunctional peptidase and (3S)-lysyl hydroxylase Jmjd7-like (gene JMJD7). NCBI's taxonomy places the organism in Eukaryota, Metazoa, Arthropoda, Malacostraca, Decapoda, Varunidae. Gene Ontology annotation, molecular function: 2-oxoglutarate-dependent dioxygenase activity. The transcript has 6 exons. The record is from RefSeq and is a predicted model, not a curated record. Bases 179 to 1183 code for a protein of 334 amino acids.